GUGUAUUGCAUUCGGGUCUUAGCCAAGUGAUCUCCAAUCAAGUGGCUAUGAAUGUGCGGCUGAGUGUAGACUUAUAAUUCAGAAAUGACGACAUGACAACUUUCCAUAAUUUUAUUAGCAUCAUCUGCUACACCUACCAUGUAUACCAUGUGGAGUCACGUUGUUCUUAUUUUAGUAGGCUUCUGUGCUGUUGUCUCGACAAUGGAUAAGGAUCCAUUCGCAGGUUUAAAGAAAGAUCUUAGUUUGUCUCCAGAUUCUGUCUCGACAAUAGAUAAGGAUCCAUUUGCAGGUUUAAAGAAAGAUCUUAGUUUGUCUCCAGAUUCUACCGAUUCUCCUGCUGUCCCACAGUCUCGAUGGAAAGAGUCAGAGAUCACAAGUGGAAAGAAAAAGUGGAUAGCCCCUCCAGGCUACUACACGAGUGAAAAGAAAGAUGCAAGAAUGCUAGCAGGACUCAAGAGGAAAAAUCCGACGUUGAGCGAAGAAGAAGUACAACAAUUAUUCAAAACAAAAAAAGAAAAUAAAUGGAAAUACCCUCAAGAUCAUUUCAGAAAGGAUAUCUUUAUUGAAAGAAUUAAGCAAAAGAUUUUAAAAAAGAAUCCUGAAGUUCAGCCUGACGCAGCUGAGAAAGAUGCAACGGGAAAAUACACAGACUACAUGAAGCAAAAAUCAAUAGUAAUGAGAAAACAAAGGGUUGCAAUGAAAAAAGCAAAGGAGUACGUAAAGAGUAUCGAUGGAGAUUUAGCCAAAACAAUGCGUGUUCGUGUCUCAAAUAAAAAGGUCGAUUGGAUUGCAAGAAAAACGAGAUGGCUCAAAAAAACCAAUAAAAGCCUAACAAAAUCAGAUGCAGAAGAAGAAGCUCAUAACCAAUUUGCAGAAAAACGCAAAAAAGAAGCGUUGAGAAAACGGAAGCAGAAAAGUGAAGCUCUUCAAAUCAAGCCAAAGCCAUCUAAUGACUGAGAAGAGAGAAAUGGCUUCGCAUUUUCACGGCGUAAGCAAAACAUUUUCAUGCCCCGAUCGUUUCUCCAGAUCGUAUUCAUGCACCUUUCUCACAUGUCGCCUGGCGCUGAUUCUUCUAAAUCUGCAUACCUCUUCCCAC
This is a messenger RNA of Meira miltonrushii, 1096 nucleotides long. RefSeq lists its product as uncharacterized. The transcript has a single exon. The coding region runs from base 139 to 957 and encodes 272 amino acids. The record is from RefSeq and is a predicted model, not a curated record. Lineage: Eukaryota; Fungi; Basidiomycota; Exobasidiomycetes; Exobasidiales; Brachybasidiaceae.